Molecule: messenger RNA, 852 nt
Organism: Photinus pyralis (common eastern firefly)
Lineage: Eukaryota; Metazoa; Arthropoda; Insecta; Coleoptera; Lampyridae
Exons: 4
Coding region: 93-767 (224 amino acids)
Source: RefSeq, a predicted model, not a curated record
ACCAUUUUUUAUCGAGCCGAACCUUGUGCAGUCAAGAAAAUCGUCACGAUCCACGUAUUUAGAAUUUUAGAUUGAAUAAAACAAAAGAGAGCAUGGCCAAAUAUUUACGUCAAUUUGACGCGGUGCAUAAAAAUAUAAAUAAAUUCGAAACAAAAUUAGAUAAUUAUAGUCCGUCCUUGCCUAAACUUUCCAAAUCUGAGGAGCAGAGCAAAGCGGAGAAAUUUGCGGCGUUUGCUAGGAAGUAUGUGGCCGAAACUCCGCAAAUAUGCACAUGGUUCUAUAUGAACAAAACGGAAUUGGAACACUUAUUUUUACUUUCCAAUAAACGCGACAUCAAAAAGAUGAUAAGUCAAAAAAUUGGAGACGAAUAUCCCAAAGGAUUAUGCCGAUUAUUAAUGGUCGAAUUAAUCUAUUCGGUGCUACAAUUUUGCAAGACAUCAAGAAUGAGUCUGGUUCAAACAGGAACUCUAUUGUCAAUUUUUUACUUAACUCAACAUUACUUUUCAAGUACUUUUGAUACAACAACCGAAAAGGUGUACCACUUUUUUAAGGAAUACAUUUUGCUACACUCUGUCGAUUGUCCACCGGAUAGUCUCCAAAUAUUCAGCUAUUCCGAAAGCAAAUAUAUAGUCUCAUUCUUUUGCAUACUUUACCUUCGGAAUCUGCCGCUGAUAAAAUUACUGACUUUACCGAAUUUUGGGUUCAAAGUGCGAUACGAAUUGCCGCCAGAACCGAUUGUACAAACAAAAGGGAAAAAAAAGCGCUAACGAAAAUAAUACAUACCAAAAGAUUUGUACGUGGUGCAUAUGUUAAUUCAUAAUUUAAACAAAAUAAAAUUUCAAAAUUAGUUAA